Messenger RNA from Colletotrichum destructivum, 300 nucleotides. RefSeq lists its product as uncharacterized. Lineage: Eukaryota; Fungi; Ascomycota; Sordariomycetes; Glomerellales; Glomerellaceae. Bases 1 to 300 code for a protein of 99 amino acids. The record is from RefSeq and is a predicted model, not a curated record. The transcript has a single exon.
AUGGCUCACCGGGCUCGUAAUUACGAGUCCGACGACUACAAGCUCCUGCUCAGCAAGACCGAAAGGUUCCCGCACAAGCCCACGCUGAAUUGUUUCAAGCGGCAUCCCCUGUUCGAGCUCUACGAGGCUGCCGGCCGUCUCCGGGAUUGUGCGAAAGCCUGGUGGCUGGACCAAAAUGAUACGGCGUUCUGGGAAAAUUCAGUCAGCCAAGGUGAGGCCAUAACCAAGUACAUGAAAAGGCAGGCUUUUCUGCUCUGUAGAGAAUUGUGGACAAAGUUCCAGAGCAACGAGGAAAAGUAA